Argentina anserina (silverweed cinquefoil) is the source of this 3276-nucleotide messenger RNA. RefSeq names its product leucine-rich repeat receptor-like serine/threonine-protein kinase SKM1. Lineage: Eukaryota; Viridiplantae; Streptophyta; Magnoliopsida; Rosales; Rosaceae. The transcript is spliced from 3 exons. Gene Ontology annotation, molecular function: protein binding; ATP binding; protein kinase activity. Gene Ontology annotation, biological process: protein phosphorylation. The record is from RefSeq and is a predicted model, not a curated record. Bases 130 to 3030 code for a protein of 966 amino acids.
CAAUUACUAGUUCUUAUCUAAAUCUUCCUCACCUACUAGUGAAAUCUUCACCUCUUUCAACCAGCAAAAGCCCCCAUUAUGAGCUUCAGUGCUUAAUUCUACGUGGAUGCUAUAAAAUUUGAGCUGAAGAUGGCGAAGAAACCUCGAAGCACUAGUCUCAUAUCUUGCAUGUUGAUCAUCAUUUUCUCAAUCAUCUCAUAUCGUAGCUAUGCUUUGGUUGAUUAUGAUGAUCGGGCUGAAGUUGAACUUCUAUUGUCCUUCAAGGCUGCCGUCGUCCACGACCCUUCACACUCCCUCUCAAGCUGGAGCAACUCCACGGCAAAAAAUCUAUGCAAUUGGCACGGCGUUUCAUGUAUUGGUGGUGGUGUCAACUCGUCGCACGUCAACGCCAUCGAUCUCUCUGGAAGAAACAUCUCUGGCAGAUUAUCGUCUUCACUAUUUCACUUGUCACUCCUAGAAAAAAUCGACCUCUCCAACAAUCAGCUACAAGGCCAAGUUCCUCAUGAUGCAUUCACCAGCUCAAGUUCCAUUCGACAUCUCAAUCUCAGCAACAAUAACCUAACCGGUCAAAUCCCACAAGGUUCACUUGCGGGUAUGGAGACACUGGACUUGUGUAACAACAUGAUUUCGGGAAAUAUACCCGAAAGCAUUGGUUCGUUCUCCAGCUUGAAGUUUCUUGAUCUUGGUGGUAAUCUUUUAGCAGGAGAAAUUCCAAUUUCCAUGUCAAAUAUGGCUAACUUGGAGUACUUGACCUUGGCUUCGAACCAACUAACUGGCAAAGUUCCGAGCCAGUUAGGCCAAGUCAGGAACUUGAAGUUGAUAUACUUGGGCUACAACAAUCUCUCCGGUGAAAUCCCGCAAGAGAUUGGUAAGCUUGCUGCUUUGAAUCAUCUUGAUCUUGUUUUCAACAAUCUCACCGGCAAAAUCCCGGAUUCUCUAGGAAACCUUACUGAGCUCCAUUAUCUCUUCCUCUACGGAAACAAGCUCACAGGUCCACUUCCUGAAUCCAUUUUUGGUCUCCGGAAGCUUGUCUCACUUGAUCUUAGUGAGAAUUAUCUUUCGAGUGAAAUUUCUGAAGCUAUCAGUCAGCUACAGAAACUUGAAAUUCUUCAUCUUUUCGCAAACAACUUUGCCGGAAAGAUUCCAAAAUCCCUUGCUUCCUUGCCUCGUCUGCAAGUCCUUCAGCUGUGGUCGAACAAGUUCUCAGGGGAGAUUCCGGAUGAUCUUGGAAAGCAGAGCAAUCUCACUGUUGUAGAUUUAUCUACAAACUACCUCACCGGAAUAGUACCCGAUUCCCUAUGCUACUCGGGGAAACUUUUCAAACUCAUUCUCUUUUCCAAUUCUCUUGAAGGUGAUUUCACAAAAAGUCUGGCUUCUUGCAAGAGCUUAGGCCGAGUUCGAGUUCAAAACAACCGGCUCUCCGGUGAAAUAUCAGCCGAUUUUGUACAGCUUCCGUUUGUGUACUUCUUGGAUGUCUCGGGCAAUAAUAUUUCCGGGAGAAUUGAUAACAAAAAGUGGGAUCUGCCUUCACUUCAAAUGCUGAAUAUCGCGAGAAAUAGGCUUUUCGGCAACUUACCGGAGUCCUUCGGCAGCGACAAGCUCGAGAACUUAGACUUGUCUGAAAAUCAUUUAUCGGGAAAUAUCUCCUUGAAUUUCAGGAACUUAUCGGAGCUGAUGCAGUUAAAGCUUUCUCAAAACAAAUUCUCCGGUACCAUCCCUCAACAAUUGUCUUCGUGUCAAAAACUCGUGAGCCUAGACCUCAGCCGCAACCAGCUUAUCGGCACAAUUCCGAUCAGCCUCUCUGAGAUGCCAGUUCUUGGACAGCUUGAUUUAUCCCAUAACCAACUUUCCGGCGUAAUUCCACCAAACCUAGGCGUGAUCAUGUCGCUUGUUCAAGUGAACAUUUCUCACAACCACCUUCAUGGAAACUUGCCUUCUACAGGAGCAUUUCUUGCCAUAAAUGCGAGCUCGGUGGCCGGGAACAACCUUUGUGGCGGCGACACCACGACUGGUUUGCCACCAUGCAAGCGGAAAAGCGUAAGAAACAACUCCACGUGGUGGUUUAUUCUCACUUGCUUUCUCGUUGCUUUAGCUGCUUUUGGCGUUGCUGGUUUUGUCGUUGUUUACAUUCGGAGACGAAAGGAUUUGGAGCUUAAAACUGUGGACAGUGAAGAUGAAAUUUGGAAAGUGCAAUUCUUUGAGCCUAAAAUUUCAAGAUCAGUUUCAGUAGAGGAUAUUUUGUCAGCAGCUAAACAGAGUAAUGUCAUUUCAAUUGGCAACAAAGGUGCACAAUUUGUUGUAAAAGAGGAUGCUGUGAAUUCUAUUUCACCAACAUUUUGGUCUAAACUGGCGGAAUUCGGACACCUUCAGCAUCCCAACAUUAUCCGGUUGAUCGGAAUAUGCCAAUCUGAAAAGAGCACAUAUGUCAUUCACGAAUAUUGCGAAGGGAAAGCAUUGUGUCAAAUUUUGAGGAAUGUGAACUGGGAGCAACGACGGAAGAUUGCCGUUGGGAUCGCAAGAGCUCUACGGUUCUUGCACGUCUCUUGCUCUCCGAGUGUGGUCAUAGGUUGUGUGUCUCCUGAGAAAGUAAUCGUUGACGCAAAAGAUGAGCCUCGUCUUUGGUUGAGUAUUCCCCUUCUCAGAGACUCCAAGGGUUUUGUUUCUUCUGCAUAUAUUGCUCCAGAAGUUAAAGAAAGCAAAGACUUCACCGAGAAAAGUGACAUCUAUGGUUUUGGUUUAGUCCUCAUCGAAUUACUGACCGGAAAAUGCCCCGCCGACAUAGAGUUGGGUGGACACGAGAGCAUUGUUCAGUGGGCAAGGUAUUGCUACUCGGAUUGCCAUCUUGAUAUGUGGACCGACCAGAUGAUCCGAGGGCACGUAUUGAAGAAUCAGAAUGAAAUUGUUGAAAUCAUGAACCUAGCCCUGCACUGUACUGCUGGUGACCCCAUGGCUAGACCAUCUGCAAAUGAACUAUACAAAACCCUAGACUCUGUAAGGAAGACAAAUUCUUGUGUUGCAGUAAACUUAUAGUUUCUUCACCUUUUUGAUAAUUUCGUAAGCAUAGAUUUGUGUCCACCCUUUUCGUCUUAAUUUCAUUGGGUUUUCUGGUAUCAUAAGAAUGUGUUAAUUAAUUAAUUAAUUAUCACCUUUUGCUGUAUUUGUAACAUAAGGUGCUAAUUAAUUGUUACAUGUGUAUUAUUGUUUGAUGGCAUGGUAUGUGCAUUGAACAUACUAUACCGAUCGAUCGAGUGUAAAAUUGUAGAUAUAUAAGGUUGU